Messenger RNA from Tympanuchus pallidicinctus (lesser prairie-chicken), 2347 nucleotides. It is a transcript of the gene METTL21C, whose product is annotated as methyltransferase 21C, AARS1 lysine. The record is from RefSeq and is a predicted model, not a curated record. The coding region runs from base 384 to 1154 and encodes 256 amino acids. Gene Ontology annotation, cellular component: cytoplasm; cytosol. The transcript is spliced from 5 exons. Gene Ontology annotation, biological process: peptidyl-lysine methylation. Lineage: Eukaryota; Metazoa; Chordata; Aves; Galliformes; Phasianidae. Gene Ontology annotation, molecular function: protein-lysine N-methyltransferase activity.
GGCUGUGCCUCUCGCACGCAGCUGCUCCCUUGGGUCAGGACUGCAGAUCCUGACGGGGCUCAGCCAGCCUGGCAAAUGAGAGGCUGGAAAAGCCCCACAGUUCUGCUUGUGAGGCAGCAGCACUCGGGACUAUGAGGUUCAGGAGCAUUUUUGUUUCAUGCCGCAAGUGGAAAAGAUCUGAGCAUGGGGCAGCGAGCCCUUCGCACGCUGCCUGGUCAUGUUGCUGUAAAUAGCCCACCAGCCCUGGCGGGCAGCGCGGCUGCUUCCAGGUGCGCGGCGGUAUAAAAACCUCUGGAGGGGGCAUCAGCCUGCGGGAGCCUUCCAGCGCCUUGCACCACAACAGUUCCACAAUCUUGGCACAGCAGCUGUCAUUUCCCAACACAAUGCAAAAAGCAACAGACUGCCAAACAGCGGAAGGAGAAGCCUGUGAAGAGCCGUGUGAGUCUGAGAACUGCACUUGCAGCUCCAACUGCUCAUCAACAGCAGAAUCCAACCCCGAUUCACCAGUAAUUCUUAAAAUAUUGCAGAACUGGGCUCCCACAGUUUCCCACUACUUUGACAAAGAGCAUUACACUUAUGCAGGCCAGCACAUUGUCAUCCAGGAAUCUAUAGAACACUUUGGAGCAGUGGUGUGGCCUGGGGCACUGGCUUUGUCUCAGUAUCUGGAAUCAAAUCAAGAACGAUUCAACCUCAAAGACAAGAAAGUUUUAGAAAUUGGUGCUGGAACAGGCUUGGUUUCCAUCGUGGCUUCCAUCUUAGGAGCUUAUGUUACAGCUACUGAUUUGCCUGAAGUUCUUGAAAAUCUCUCAUUUAAUAUUUCAAGAAAUACACACAACAUGAAUACGCACAAACCUGAAGUGAGAAAACUGGUGUGGGGAGAAGACCUCAAUGAAGACUUCCCUUUAUCAACUUACCAUUAUGAUUUUAUACUGGCAAGUGAUGUUGUAUACCAUCAUACUGCUCUGGAUGCCCUGCUAGCAACAAUGGUACACUUCUGCCAGCCAGGGACAGUAUUAUUAUGGGCAAAUAAAUUCAGAUUCAGUACAGACUAUGAAUUUUUGGAACAACUUUGCAAUAUAUUCGAUACAUCCAUCCUAGCAGAAUUUCCAGAAUCAAACGUCAAGUUGCUUAAAGCCACGGUAAGAGAGAACUGAAGAAAAAAAAACUACUACUAAUUUUCAUUUCACCCCUGCACCUUGCAGUUUGGAAUGUGAUGUGCAAUUAUGGUACGCCCUCUGUGCGUUUACAUCUGUGAAGUUGUAGCUGUAGCUGAACUCUGCAUGUUUUGUUACAAGAAAUCUGGCAAGACAAGCAAUAUAGCUCAUUUGUCUUGGGUUCAUGCUUACAACCUAUUCGAACAGACCAAUUUCCCUCCACUGGAGGAACAAUGUCACUAAGUAGUCAGAUAGCAGGGAGACAUUAACAGAAAGCAUUGAUCUUCUAGGCUGCACUAAACUUCUGCUGUUUGGAAGGUGUUCUCUUUCAGCAAAUUUCAUUUACAUACUCCUGGAUGAACCAAUAUUUUUAGCUUUAUUUGUUUUUAUUACCUAUAAAAUAAUCUCUUAAAGUAUCAGAGUGCACAUGGUGUUCUUUUGAUCGUCAGUUUUGCACAUUUAUUCUGUUGUGUUUUACAUUUUUAACAUUAUUAAACAUAUAUGUAUAGCUUUACAAUACCUGGUCAAGAUUUAACUGUCUGGCACUUUAUACACGUAUCAGCCUGUCCUGAUACUCAGGUUCACAUGGAUUUUUGAGUUUGCCUGAAAUCACUCCAAAAUGAAGAUUUACAGGAGCACCUAUGCAUCAGCAAUUCUGAGCUGCAUGUAUUAACAGUUUCAGAGGUUGAAUUUUUCUUUAAAAAACAAAAAAAAAAAACAAAAACAGAAAAAAACAAAAAACCAAAACCAAAGAACAAAACCACAAAUGUAAACUCUUGCAAACAAUAUGGAUAAUUAUGUCCCAUUACUUUUGUCUAAUAAAUAAGAUUUUAGCUACUCCUGAAGUAGCUUUAAGGCCUUCAUACAAUUGAAAAUGAAAUUAAGAUCAAACGUGUUAAAAGUCACUUUACCGUAAAAAAUACAGAGCUUUUACAGGUUUGCAGUUAAAAUUAACAGUUAAGAAACUAACAUGCAUGCAGUAAGCUAUAUCAGCCUAAUUCCAACUCUUUUCUGUUAGCAGUUCUGGCACGUCCAUUGCCAGCAAUGGGAUGCACAAUAAGGUAACUCCCUGAUGACUGGAGUCAGGUUAGCAGGUAUUAAGCUGUACCCAGGUGCCUUUACUGAUAAAUACACACAAUUUAAUGAUCGACAUUCAGUAAUGAAAACAUGCGUUCCUAUAAAAAAAAAUCAAA